GAGAAAUCAACGGUUGUCUCGAGUAUGUAGACAUUCCGCUCGUAGCCCCCGGAACUGCCAGGGAGCCAAGUUCCAUCCGCAAUGUGGUUGCAACCAAGCAAGUGUGGUCCUGACAACCCCGGGAUCUACUCCCGUGGAUGGGGUUCAUAUCAAUAGGAUUUCACUGCGUCGUUCGACGGUUCGACAGAACCCGUCGUACUGACCCAAGUCAAACAAGUCUUGGCUUGCAUUCUUGAAGCACAAUAUUUCUCUCCCGAGAACCGGUCUUCAAGUCUGGACCACUCUCCAAGGAUUCAAUCCUGGCUGUCGACCAAGACAGCAUACCUGAGGGCCAAGGCGCCCACACCCUAUAACUCCAGUCAGUCCCGAUCUAACGAAGAUCUCUUCUGGCGAUCGCCACACUUACGACCAUCGCCAGUCAUGCCGAACUUGACCUGGACUCCGAGUUCCAACUCGACUUCGGCCUUUGUAGGCCAGCCGCCCAAUACUCAAAGGGAUUAUUACAUCGUCAGAGGAUUCUUGCGUGGAGUUGGGCUGGGCAAGACCGAUGCAGCACUAGGUUACACGCGUGCAUCAAAACCGCCAUACGAUGGUUACACAUAUACCUGGAAAACACCAGGGAUCAUUACUGGUCUUAGUAUUGUCAUCGCAGCCAUUGUAGCCGUGACCAGUACCAGGCUGUUCUUGAGAGCCUCGAUGUCCCAGAUGCGCUUCGGUGCUGAUGACUGGGCAACGAUUGCUGCUGCUGCCAUGGGAAUUACGUACACAGUCUGCCAAAUAAUCAUGGCAACGAGAGGUGGUGGAAGACACAUAUGGGACUUGACCUACGAAGACUACAACGUGUUCAACUACUACGGCGUCAUCGACAAACCGAUUUUCUACGUGACCGUGGGGCUCGUCAAAAUUUCCCUAACUUUGUUUAUUCGGCGCUUGGCUGAUCGAUCACACAAGGCUUGGAGGUGGUUCUGCGAUUUCUUCCUCGUCACGCUCGUCCUCUACAUCGCCGCCGCCAUAUUCUGGGAACUCUUCACCUGCAAUCCAGCCUCUGCGCAGUGGGACAAACUCUACGCCGGCAGUCUCGACACCGCCGCUGUAUGUCUACCAACGCUUACCCAGGGCAAAGUGCUCAACAUCACGCACGUUGUGCAGGGUGUAAUCCUCUUAUGCUCGCCUAUGGUGAUCCUAUGGACUGUUCGCAUGGACCGACACAAAAAGACACGGCUCUUCGUUAUGUGGGGUGUAGGACUUAUCGCAGUGCUAUGCGGGCUGAUGCGGCAUCUGAGGGCCGAUUUCACCGCCGACGUUAUGUGGGAUUAUACCGAGCUGCUGAUCUGGACUGCCCUAGAUGUGUGCAUAGGUGUCAUUGUCAUCUCGCUGCCGGUCAUGGAUGCCUAUAUAGCGGGGGCCUGGCGUAGCGCCGUCACGAGGCUGGGCGGACGCACCUAUGGCGGUUCUAAGUACGGCAGCAGCUCGAACCAAAAGACGCCUGCGGCCAGCAGAUAUGCACACGGGACGGCGACUAGCUCGACAGCGCCCAAAAAGUUCUCGGACUCGGAAUCGAUCGAGCAGAUAAUCCAAAAGGGCCACAACAGUGGUGGCAACGACACGGAGUUAAACACAAUCGUGAGGACAGACGAGUACAACGUGCAAUACUCGUCUGCUAGGGACAGUCUGGAUAACGAGGAACAAGCACUGAAAAAGGUGUACAACAAGCAGCUGUCGAGAACUUUCAGCACGACCUGA
Molecule: messenger RNA, 1743 nt
Organism: Truncatella angustata
Lineage: Eukaryota; Fungi; Ascomycota; Sordariomycetes; Amphisphaeriales; Sporocadaceae
Exons: 2
Coding region: 421-1743 (440 amino acids)
Source: RefSeq, a predicted model, not a curated record